Messenger RNA from Lolium rigidum, 798 nucleotides. Its product is annotated as V-type proton ATPase subunit D-like. Gene Ontology annotation, molecular function: proton-transporting ATPase activity, rotational mechanism. The transcript has a single exon. The record is from RefSeq and is a predicted model, not a curated record. NCBI's taxonomy places the organism in Eukaryota, Viridiplantae, Streptophyta, Magnoliopsida, Poales, Poaceae. The coding region runs from base 1 to 798 and encodes 265 amino acids. Gene Ontology annotation, cellular component: vacuolar membrane; proton-transporting V-type ATPase complex.
AUGGCGGGGCAGGGGCAGCGGCUGACCGUGGUGCCGACGGUGACGGUGAUGGGCAUGAUCAAGGCGCGGCUGGCGGCGGCCACCCGCGGCCACGGGCUGCUCAAGAAGAAGUCAGACGCGCUCACCGUGCAGUUCCGUGCCAUCCUCAAGCGCAUCGUGGCGGCCAAGGAGGCCAUGGGGGACGCCAUGCGCAGCGCCUCCCUCUCCCUCGCCGAGGCGCUCUACGUGGCCGGCGGUCCACUCCGGCACGUCGUCCAGCAGUCCGUCUCAGGCCCCGCCCGCCUCCGAGUACGCGCUCACCACGACAACAUCGCCGGCGUCCGCCUCCCCCGCUUCGAGCACUUCUUGGUCGACGACGGAGCCAGGGCGCCGUUGCUCGCGGGGCUCGCCCGCGGCGGGCAGCAGGUGUCGGCCAGCCGCGCGGCGCACGUCCGCGCCGUGGAGCUGCUGGUGGAGCUAGCGUCGCUGCAGACGUCGUUCCUGACGCUGGAUGAGGCGAUCAAGACGACCAACCGGCGGGUGAACGCGCUGGAGCACGUGGUGAAGCCGCAGCUGGAGAACACGGUCGCCUACAUCAGGGGGGAGCUCGACGAGCAGGAGAGGGAGGAGUUCUUCCGGCUCAAGAAGAUCCAGGCCGUCAAGCAGCGGGAGCUCGAGCGCCAGGUGGAGGCGGCGAAGCUCUACGCCGUGGAGAAGGUCGCGGGUGAGGUCGCGCUCAAGCGCGGCGUCUCCCUCGGCGCCGCCGCCAGCAUGUUGGAGAACGGUGGCGGCGAGAGGGACGACGACAUCAUCUUUUGA